GGACCAACUUGGAACCCUGUACAACUUACUGGUCCCUGCAGGAGAACGUUUUAGCCAUCUCUGGCAGCCUCUCGCCUGGCUUAUCGAAGAGCCCGAGAUGCCAGCACCCUGUUCUUCAUGUCUGUACCGCGUUCUAGGCUGCCUUGAGUCGCGUCUAUCCCCAUCGAAAUGGAGCUCUGGGCGGCGGUGAGUCGUCUCCACGGUCCGCCGACUAACAACCAGACAUGGCCCCCAACGCCCACACAACCGCUCUCGCACGAUUGCACGUCUUCCAAUCCGGGCUAGCUCCUCACUCUACUUGAUCCUGUCGUGGUACCGUGCCACAUCGCCGGGCGUAAGCACCCCGGAUUCAGUCUGUAUAACUUUCAGCGUCCCUCCUCGCUAUUUCGCUCGUCAAUUCUCCCCCACCUCUGGCCUCCACACUUACCCGGCCUCUCAAAAUGGCCUUCCUUCUCAACCUCUUCAAGAGCACACCGACCGCGCCGGAACGUGUUCCGACCGACACCGUGAUACCGCUUCAUGCUCUAGAUGACACACAGGUAAACAGGUCAAUGGCGAUUGACUUCUCCAUGCGCUUUGAUGACGCGCUGGAUGUGGAUAAGCUUGUUGGGGCUUUGGAGAAGCUGCUAGAUAGGCCCGGGUGGAAGAAACUGGGCGCGAGGGUGAGGUUGAAUAGCGAAGGCAAGCUCGAAUACCACAUCCCAGCGCAGUUCACGAAAGACCGACCCGCCGUAAACGUUACCCACGUCAAGCACGAUAUGCCCAUCUCGCAACACCCGCUCGCCUCCCAGAUCCCACGCCCCACAGGGACCAUUCAAACACUCCUCGACGUUCGCAAAUUCCGCCCCCUCUUCGUCUCCGAGCAUAGCCCGACCGAACUUAAACACUGGAUAUACACAGAGCAUGCGCAGCUCCAUCUACACAUCGUGUCCUUCGCAGAUGCUACGCUCGUCACGUUGACAUGGCUGCACACACUGCUCGACGGAAUGGGCCGGAACAUGCUGCUCCGGUGCUGGACAGCCAUGCUCGAGGGCCGCGAGCAAGACAUACCGGAGUUCUACGGCUACGACUUCGACCCGCUGGCACGCCUUGGGGCGCUGACGGACUCCAAGCUCAAGGAAGACGCGGACGUGGAAGAGGAGGAAUACAUAUUGAAAGAAAAGACGGUCUCAGGCUGGAAAAUGUUCCGGUUCGUGCUGGGCUACAUGUGGGAGCUGCUCGUCUACCGCAAAGAACAAAUAGGUGUCGUCGUCCUCCCGUCCUCUAUGUUCAAAAGAAUUCGCGCCGAAGCGCUAUACGACCUCUCCUCCAUGCACCCCGCCACCAUCGUGAUGGAUACCUCCGACCCCAGCAACCCCAAGCCCUUCCUCUCCGACGGCGACAUCCUCUGCGCCUGGUGGACGCGCCUCAUCAUCUCGUCCCAGCCCUGGCUGGCGUCCGCCAAACCCACCAAAACAAUCCAAAUCAUGAACGUCUUCGGCAUGCGCAACCUGCUCACGGACACGCAGCCGCAGCUCCUGCCCAAGGGCGUCGCGUACAUCAGCAACUGCGUCACAGCCAUAUGCUCCUUCUUCAGCCUCUCCGAAUUCCUGUCCCUCCCGCUCGGCCGCGUCGCCGCCCGCAUCCGCGCCGACCUCGUCCAACAGUCCACGCGCCCACAAGUCGAAGCCAACAUGAGGCUCACCAAAGCUGGCUAUGCGAAAUCGGGACAUGCGCCAUUGUACGGCGACGCGGACAUGGUGUUCUCAGCUUUCUCUAAUUGGACAAAGGGGAAGAUGUUUGAGACGGAUUUCAGGGCUGCGGUGAUCAAGGAGGCGGACGUGGAGCAUAGCGUCGGCAGGCCGAGUUAUAUCCAGGCGGACGGGACGGCGAAGGGGUUUAGCGUGAGGAAUAGUGGGCCGUGCAUAGGGAAGGACUGGAAGGGGGAUUGGUGGGUCGGGGCUAGUUUAAGGCCUGAGGCGUGGAGGAAUCUGGCGAGGGCGGUGGAGGGGAUGAAGUAAGGCGGCACGGAAUAGAGAGAGCAAGGGGGCUUGGGAAGCGCGGUCAAAGAUGGAGUUUGAGGCUGUUGACUAUGACAGGUCAAUUAAGUCCUCAGUAACAAGGGAAUGGGCGGUUCUGUCU
This is a messenger RNA of Trematosphaeria pertusa, 2121 nucleotides long. RefSeq lists its product as uncharacterized. NCBI's taxonomy places the organism in Eukaryota, Fungi, Ascomycota, Dothideomycetes, Pleosporales, Trematosphaeriaceae. The transcript has 2 exons. Bases 441 to 2000 code for a protein of 519 amino acids. The record is from RefSeq and is a predicted model, not a curated record.